Molecule: messenger RNA, 6267 nt
Organism: Oncorhynchus tshawytscha (Chinook salmon)
Lineage: Eukaryota; Metazoa; Chordata; Actinopteri; Salmoniformes; Salmonidae
Product: ankyrin repeat domain-containing protein 50
Exons: 4
Coding region: 802-4968 (1388 amino acids)
Molecular function (GO): protein binding
Source: RefSeq, a predicted model, not a curated record
AAUUUCAUCUGAGCCAACUGUACGGAGAGGGAAGAAACUUUGAGACAAAUGUAGGAAUCGCAACGAGAGAAAGCAGGACUUUCAGCAGCAGCACGGAGGGAGGGAGAACACAAGGAUAUCUUAUCUGGGGUGAUCCCUCGUCGCAAUCUCUCACGGUCUGACACUCUCUCUGUCUCUCUCUUUUCUCUCUCUCUCUCCCAGACAGAGGAGAGGAGCAGCAGUGUGAAAGAACGAGUCGCUACUGGAACCGUGUAGCAGCCGCAGCUCUAUUCUAUUUUCUAUUCAUUAACCUUUUCCUUUUAUUUCUCACCUGCGGACCCCGGUUGAGAUGGCAGAGACACACUGAUUGACCCGAGGACCCCGGGUUGAUUUGGUAGAAACACACUGAUUGACCUGAGGACCCCGGGUUGACCCCGGGUUGAUUUGGCAGAGACACACUGAUUGACCUGAGGACCCCGGGUUGAGAUGGCAGAGACACACUGAUUGACUGGAGGAACCUGUGCAGAGACUAAAGGAUCUCACUCCACGCACCUGAGUGUCCAGAGGACUGAUUUAGUUGGCCACAGGAGAAGGAUUAAGGGACAAGGCUGGUACCUGGAGGAUCCACCAGAACAUAACAUCUGAUGCAGAACUUUCAGGACACUCAAGGAAAUUAUCCUGACACUACCAAAGCUAUUAUCCAUAUAAUAGUCUACAAUUGUCCAUUCAUAUCCAAAGCAAAAGUACAAGAGGAACUGGAGAGGGGAGUAUGGGACGUUGGAUCCGUGGUGGAGUGACUCCUGGUUGGUUCCCAGGGGCCCGAUGAGUGGCAGCAGCCAUAGCACCAGCCUACUUCGGGGCCGCCGCUUCUACUGCCGGGAAUGGGCCCUGGAAAAGCUUGGGCGCUGUCUGAAGGCCAGGUCCACUCCCGGCCGGCCCCCGGGGGUCCUGGUGACUGGGGGGCCCGGGGCAGGGAAGACAGCCCUAUGCACAGAGGCAGUAUGGCCCACAUCGGACGCAGGGCUUGGGUUGGCACCACGCUGUUUGGGGUUUCACUUCUGCCAGCGGGAGGACGGGAGGACCGUGGCGGUGUGGAGGUUUGUCCUUGGCCUGGUGGAUCAGCUGAGGGUCAGUCCCCUCCUCCCCCUGGGGUACAGGGACACACUGGACACCCCCUUGGUGGCUACCACCUUGGAGCCCCUACACUGCCAGAGGGACCCGGAUGACACCUUCAAAAGGGCAGUGUUAUUGCCUUUGCUGGGCCUCCCUCCCCCAGGGCAGCCCUUGUUUCUGGUUGUGGACUCCCUGGACUCGGGGUUUGAGUAUGGGGCCGGUGAGGGGUCCUCCAGUGCUGGGGCUCCAGGGAGGAACAACUCUAUCUCAGAGCUCCUGUCCAGCCACCAGCACCUCUUCCCCAGCUGGCUGCUCCUGGUCUGCUCUGUCCGCAGACAGAACAAGGCUGUGUGUAAGAUGUUCUCAGGUUUCCGUAAGCUGUGUCUGGAUGACCUGCGGAAGCCGGCGCCAGUGCGUGACGUGCAGCAGUACAUCUUGCGGAGGCUGGACCAGGAAGGGGCGCUCCGCCGUCAGCUGACCCCCGAGACAGCCGACAUGCUCAACCUGCUGCACAUCAAGAGUGGCGGCUGCUUCCUGUUUCUGGAACGCGUUCUAGACGGCGUGGCGGGGGCCUUGGUGGGUCUCCGGGAGAUCCGAGACAUCCCCGGGACCCUCAACGGCCUGUACCUGUGGCUCUGCCAGAGACUCUUCCCCAGGUGCCUGUUCCUUGAGGUUAGGCCCCUCCUCAACGCCCUCCUGGCCUCCCCUAGGCCCUUCACCACCCAGGAGAUCUACACAGCCACCUGGACCCAGGACAUGUCCCUCAGCCCCAUGGACUUCCAGAGCAGGCUGAAGGCUCUGUCUACGCUGCUCAUCGACGGGCCGGGAGGCAGCAAGCUUCUGUUCCAUGCUAGUUUUGCAGAGUGGCUGACGGACGUGAAGUAUUGCACCCAGAAGUAUCUGUGUAGCGUGUCUGAGGGACACACCAUGCUGGCCAUGGCUCUCACCCUGCGCGCCCCACUCCUUAACACAGAGGACACCUGUCAGAUGGGCUCGCACCUGAUCAGCUCAGGCAUGCACAAGGACAAACCUGCCCUCCUGGCCCUAUGGCUGUUGUGGGCAGAUGUGCCCUCUCUGGCUAGCUCCUCAUACCCCUCUUCCCCUGCCUCUCAGCCCCCUGUCCUGGUCAAGCAGGAAGUCCUCCAGCUGCUGAUGAAGAGUGGGGUGUUCCCUCCCUCCUGCGCCCCAGACAGAGGCCCCAGAACGGGGGUACACUGUGCAGGACAAGGGGGGACCAUCAUCCGGCGGGUGCUGGAGAGGCAGGACUCAAUGAGGGUGCUCUUGGACAGCGGGGUCAGUGUGAACCGGACCGACCCCACAGACGGACGCACCCUGCUGGCCAGCGCGGCUCACGCAGGCUCAGCCGACGUUGCCAUCCUGCUCCUGUCCCGAGGGGCUGACCCUUUGAUCAGUGACCACCAGGGCCAGACACCCCUGACACUGUCUGCCAGGCAGGGCCAUGUUAAGGUGCUGGGAAUGCUGCUGGACUGGGCCAGGGGUCAGCAGCCAGAGGCCGCCGUGAGUAUGGUGGAACACGCGGACAGCGAGGGCUGGACAGCCUUACGGUCUGCAGCCUGGGGGGGUCACACUGAGGCAGUGCACCUGCUGCUAGAUGCGGGGGCGGAUGUGGACGGGUGUGAUGCGGAGGGCCGGUCGGCGCUGAGGGCGGCAGCCUGGGGUGGUCAUGAGGAGAUCCUCCUCACACUGCUGGACUACAGAGCGCAGGUGGACAUGGCAGACCGGGAGGGCCGCACGCCGCUGAUCGCUGCCGCCUACAUGGGACACAGGGAGGCAGUAGAGAUCCUGCUAGACCACUGUGCGGAGGUCGACCUGGCCGAUGGAGACGGACGUACUGCCUUGUCCGUGGCUGCUCUCUGUGUGCCCACAGCAGCCGGGGUCAAGGGUUAUGGAGACGUGGCCAGCCUGCUGUUGGAGAGAGGGGCUGACCCAGGGCACAGGGACCGGAAUGGGAUGACCCCUCUGCUGCUGGCUGCGUAUGAAGGUCACGAGGAGGUGGUAGAACUGUUAUUAGAGGCUGGGGCAGACGUAGACGAGAGCGCCGGGCCACAUGCCGCCGCCGCUUCUGCAGCUGUCACCCCACUGUUGGCGGCAGCCGCCAUGGGCCAUACUAAGACGGUGGGCAGGGUGCUGUUCUGGGGCGCUACGGUGGAUAGCAUCGAUGGGGAGGGUCGUACAGCUCUGAGCCUGGCAGCAGCACAGGGCAGUGUGGAGGUGGUCAGAGCUCUACUGGACCGAGGGCUGGAUGAGAACCAUAAAGAUGAUCUGGGCUGGACCCCGCUGCACGCCGCCGCCUGCGAGGGCCACCGGGGGAUAUGUGCCAUCCUGAUGGAGAGUGGGAGCAUGGCUCGUGUCGGAGAGAUGGACAUCGAGGGACGGACGCCCCUCAUCUUGGCUGCGCAGGAGGGCCACUGUGGCACGGUGAGGCUGCUGCUGGACCACCGUUCACCCAUUGACCACCGGGCAUACGACGGCCACUCUGCGCUGAGCGCCGCCGCCCUGGAGGACCACGCUGAGGUGGUGGAGCUACUGAUGAGGCGGGGCACCGACACGGACGUACGGGACGCAGAGGGCCGUCCGCUGCUCUACCUCCUGGUUCUGGAGGGACAUCUGGACAUGGCUGCCCUCCUCAUAGAGAAAGGGGGCGUGCCCUUGGAGUCCCGGGACAUGGAGGGGCGUACGGCGCUACACGUGGCCACCUGGCAGGGCAAUCUGGAGGCGGUGGGGCUGCUGGUGAGCCAUGGGGCGGACCCUAACGCCCAGGAUGGGGAGGGACGACCCCCCCUGCACUCUGUAGCCUGGCGGGGUCAUGUGGCGCCUGGUCGUCUGCUUCUGGAGGUCAGGGGGAUCAAUGUGGAUCUGGCCUGUAGACAGCAGGGGGCCACGGCACUGAGCAUCGCGGCUCAGGAGGGCCACGCCAACAUCGUUGCCAUGCUACUGGAGGGAGGGGCCAACCCAGACCACGUAGACAAGUACGGCCGCAGCCCCGUCAAUGUAGCCGGAAAGCGGGGCCACUUCACCAUUGUCAGGAUGCUGGAGAGCUACGGAGCCAAACCGUACUCAAGCCUUCUGCCCCAAUCGAACACCCGGUCGCCCAAGUCAUCCACUGUGAAGAGCCUGUACUCAACCUGCUCAGAGAGUAACGAGGCUAGCGUCUCCACCUCCUCAGCCUCGGCCUCCUGCUCCCCAGGCUCCACAGCCGAGCAUUUCCACUCCAUCCAGAGCUCCCAGACAUCCUCCUCCACAGCCCACUCCCUGGCCACGGUGCAGACCGUCCCCGCUGACAGCCUGUCUUUCACCCAGCAGAUCCAGCAGCACUCCCUCCCCCGCAGCCGAUUUGGCCAUUCCACCCUGCCUCCGCCAGACUCCGCUCAUGGCAGCCUGCACAGCAGCAGCCGCAGGGCCCAAUGCCCUAAGGCCAGCCCUCCUCCACCCACCCUCUGCACAGUCACGGCCACGGUACAUGACUCUGAGCAGCCUUGCAAAGGCUACCCAAUAGGAUUCGACUAUCCCAGUAAACACAACCCCCCCAGCCUGAUCCAGGAGGAGAGGUCUCAGUACGAAGGGGGGAGGUGGAACUCUGUUAUGGCUUCUCUAGGGGUGACGCCUGGACAAGAUGGCCCCAAAAACAGGAACUGUCUCCCUAUGGGCUACCCUUACGAGCUCCAGAGCCCGGCCCAGAGAGAGACACGGGAGGAGAACCAGAAGAUGUCUAUAAAGUCCAGUAGUGCCUUAUCUCCUCCCUGCAUGGUGGUCAUGACGACCACGGACCCCCAGCUCAACCUGAAACAGGCCAUCAAGCUGCAGUUUGAAGGGCCCACCAGCGCUGCCUUAUACAAAAGAGAGACGCCCCUGUGAACUACUGACACCUACGGUUCUAAGUGGACGAGGUACAUUUUCACAGUGAAUAAUGGCUCUUACAGGGCAGAUGAUCUCUCUGCUCCACCCUCUGGUCAUCCCACCCUCUCCGCUCCACUCUCAGCAGAGAAGAUGAGAGAGGAAGAGAUCUCUCCACUCCACCCUCUGGUCGUCCCACCCUCUCCUCUCCACUCUUAGCAGAGAAGAUGAGAGAGGAAGGGAUCUCUCCACUCCACCCUCUGGUCGUCCCACCCUCUCCUCUCCACUCUCAGCAGAGAAGAUGAGAGAGGAAGGGAUCUCUCCACUCCACCCUCUGGUCGUCCCACCCUCUCCUCUCCACUCUCAGCAGAGAAGAUGAGAGAGGAAGGGAUCUCUCCACUCCACCCUCUGGUCGUCCCACCCAAGGCUGUAACUGGGGUUUUGAGUUUAAGUAUGGUUCUGGAAGGGUGAAGCUCAUUACCUUGAAAUGCUAUUUGGAGAACAACACAUCAUUAACCCAUCGGCUGCUUCAUUCACCUCAGGCCAUCUGCAAACACCUAGCCCAUUAGCUAUACAGUUGUAAUGUGAUACCUCUGAAAGGGGGGAGAUAUGAGAAAUGAUUCACACUGACACGUAGCAUCAGCGACAAACUGAAAAUGUCUGACGUUUUUAGAGUUGUGUUGGUUACAUUUUAAUGUUGGACGAUAUGGAAGAAAGGCCAUGUGGAGACGUUCAUAUUUAUUUUUUGCUUGUUCGAUAAGGGCUAGUACAGAUUUUCUCACGGGGCUCCUGACCCCAAGUUUGGGAACCACUGUACUAACCUCUCUGUCUGCUUACUCUCCGUCUGCCUCCUCUUCUUCUUUCUCCUGAAUGCAUUGUAGUCUGCCUCAGCCUCAUCACUGAGUGCAACAUCACUGUCUGUCUCAGUAGCCUGCUCUCUGUAGAGUAAAGUUACUAUGAAAACUUAGUAGCCUAUUUUUUUGCUCCUGAUGAGGUAGGCUUUGUUUAAUGUUAGCUUCUUACUUCAUCUUUCUAGCUGGCUCAGUAAUACUAGCCAGACACCUUCAACGUUACUGCCGGCAGACUGACAGAUCUAUAAGCGACAAUUUAUCAGUUGUGCACUCAUUCUCUGACAGCCGGUUUUUGUUUGUUUGUCUUUAGACACGACAGGAGUCACGGGACUGUUCUAACAUGGCCAGAGACAGAGACAGAGACAGACCAGAGAUGGAGACAGACCAGAGAUGGAGACAGAUACACAGACAGAGACAGAGACAGAGCAGAGAUGGAGACAGAGACAGAGAUGGAGACAGACCAGAGAUG